AUGCCUAAAGAAAGAAAGACAUCUGCUUCUAAAAAAUCUUCUCAACCAAAACAGAGAAAGAAUCGUAGGCAAAUUCACCUUUUUGAAACACCAGAAUUUCAAGAAAAAUUAAAACGUUCUAUUGAUGAAAAUUUGGAAAAAAUAACUCAGGAAGAGGGAUUCGUCUUUCCAACAAACAUUCCGCUCAAAGAUUUAAUUUCCCCUUGUAAAAGGACAAGCGGAAGGAAGGGAAAGGUGACUCGCCCUCAAAACGCAUUCAUUCUUUACCAUUCGAGAUUCGAUGAAGGAGUAGAGGAACGUUUUCCAAAACCUUGGGAACCAAUGCCUCGAAUCUUUAAGCAUACUCCAGGGAUUUUACAAAAUGCCCCAUUAUCAACCAUCCCAUCUACCGAAAUAAAAUUUUAUCAAGACACUUCAGCCUCCUCGCACAUAAUACAAAUUCAACAAGAUAAUUCCGCUGAACCCGAGUAUUAUGAUUCUACAGACUCAACAUUAACAGAUUUGAAGUGCGAAAACGAACCACCCGAGAUGAUAAUGAUGAAUUAUUUCGAUGAAAUCGAAAACGCGACAAUGAAUCCUGGUACACUUUCUUUUGACGGGAAUCAAAUUGAUUCCUCACCGGAGGAUUCUUCUAAUGAAGAAAUUAAUGAUUUUUUACCAACAACCUCGAACUUUCCUUUUGAUAUGCAAUCACAGCUAUAUUAUUCAUCAUCAAUUGACGAUUCUCAAAUUUAUACCGAUCAACUAACUACCAUACCUUCAUUUAACGAUCAAAGUUCCGUCAAUAAUAUGAAUAAUUUAAAUGCUCUUUAUGAAAAUGACUCGCUACAAGCAUAUAACAUGGAAUUUCUUAACGGAUGGCCAGACGAUCAAUUGAUUCAUAAUCUUACAUUAAACAUACAUAAGUAA
Molecule: messenger RNA, 909 nt
Organism: Funneliformis geosporum
Lineage: Eukaryota; Fungi; Glomeromycota; Glomeromycetes; Glomerales; Glomeraceae
Source: the annotation of a GenBank genome assembly